AUGACCCUUACCACCCUGCUGUACCCCCCACACAACCCCAUUUACCACUACUGCCCCCGCUCCUCUGUUGCCCUGUGUCCCAGCCUCUACUGUGCUUUGGUGACCCGCCCCCUUGACGUGCACAAAGGGCCCGCCCACCACGCCUGCCCCACUGAUGCUGCCCAUCCCCUUGGUGUAUUACCACGCUACUUCCACCCUGAAUAUCUGCCCCGCUCCCUGCACAGCUCACACUAUUACCGCCACAUGCACCCCUGCCACUGUGCUGUGCCCCUCACACUGCCCGCCUUACCUCAGCUGCUGCCGCUCUGCGCCUACCCUGUGCACCUGGCCUCUGCCUGCACUCGGGGCCCGCCCACCACGCCCGCCCCACUGCUACUGCUGCAGAGCCGCUGCCUCCGGGGUAAAAAUAGCUCAAUCAGAAAUAGAAAUGAGACCUCUGUGCUAUUUAGCAACCAGGCCAACACGCUGCAGACAGAAAUAGAACGCCUGGCACCUGCCUUCCUAAGAAGAGAUCUAAACUCUGUCUACAGGUUACUGAGUACAUACCUAGCCUUUGUCACCACCCAAGAGGUGCUGGAUAUCCUAUUUGCAAGAGCACCAGCCCCAGAGCAAGAUCCUGAUCAACCUCAGGAACCUCUCCGAACACCCAUUCUGGCACCCGCUACAUCGUUGGAGCCUGAGUUGGUCCACCCCAUCCCUGCUGCCAUUGCUCGCCAGUCAAGAAGAGCAGUGACUUUACCUGCACUCUUGGGGCCAGUACAGGUGGUAGUCAGAGCUCUAAUUCAUGUUUCUGAGAUGGAAGAUCCAGCAGCCCCUUUGCCUGAAGUGGAGGUCCAGCAGUGUCCUGCCCCUGCUCCUGGUGUUCCUGAACGGUCUGAAUCAACUGCCUCAGCAGAGCAACAGCAGCCUCAUCCCCUGAGCAGCAGCUGGUGCAGGCUGCAGCCCGAAACAAUGCCUUCCCCUCCCCUGUCAUUGCCUUAUUUGUAAUACUUUUGUUUUAUAUACACCUGUAUAAUGACUUAAUAGAUUGUGUUCAUUAAAUAAAGUAGAAUUUGGGGUGCCUGGGUGGCUCAGUGCAUUAAAGCCUCUGCCUUCAGCUCA
This is a messenger RNA of Lutra lutra (Eurasian river otter), 1101 nucleotides long. Its product is annotated as ral guanine nucleotide dissociation stimulator-like. The transcript has 5 exons. NCBI's taxonomy places the organism in Eukaryota, Metazoa, Chordata, Mammalia, Carnivora, Mustelidae. The record is from RefSeq and is a predicted model, not a curated record. The coding region runs from base 1 to 987 and encodes 328 amino acids.